Messenger RNA from Siniperca chuatsi (mandarin fish), 3137 nucleotides. Its product is annotated as PARP1 binding protein. Bases 183 to 1955 code for a protein of 590 amino acids. Gene Ontology annotation, biological process: negative regulation of double-strand break repair via homologous recombination. The transcript has 11 exons. Lineage: Eukaryota; Metazoa; Chordata; Actinopteri; Centrarchiformes; Sinipercidae. The record is from RefSeq and is a predicted model, not a curated record. Gene Ontology annotation, cellular component: chromatin.
GUGGACGAGUGUUCUCGGAGGUAACUACUACAAUAUUAGAGGUUUGCACCACUAAGUUAACAUUGUCUGUGAUUUAGUAUAGCUCUAAACAUACGAUACUCUUAGUUAUAUUUGUGCAUCUUGUGGGAGUUGACAUAAAGACACACUGUAAAUAGUUUUCCUUUACAGCUGUUUUAGAGAUAAUGGAGGCUUUAGGAGACCGUCUAAAGGUGAUGGUUAAAAUCUUCAGGAGAGAAUGCCACAGGGUUUUACAGUCUGAGAGGACCACCAUUCAUGGAGCUGAUGGCAUGCUGAUGGUGCUGCAGCUGGCCAUGGCUGAAGUUAAUAAGCAGCACGGCGGAGAGUUGAAAGUGGCUCUGAGUGAUGUCCUGAUGGCCUGGAAACACUUACUGUUAGACAAACUUCACCUGCCACCCCCCAACUUUGCACGCUUGGAGAACUAUGAUCUCAUCCUGGAGGCAUAUGAAUCCUUCCUGAAACGCUCCAACACUGUGGACCUGGUUGAUAUCCUCUGCAUGUGCAAACAGCUGAGACUGGUGGAUUUGGACCAAGAGGAGCCUGUGAGCCCAGUCCAGCUGUUUGAGUUCUUAUCAAGCAACAUGGAGGUCUCAGAGUUGCCAGACUCCUCGGUCCCGUCAACACCGUCUAGUAAAAGCAGGCCCUGCAGCUCACAGGUGAAAAUGGCAGUGAGAAGGGUUUUCUGCUCCUAUCUGAAUUUGCUUGUGAACUCCAAGAACGACAUGGCCUUGGCGCUAACCCUUGAUGUCCCUAGUCGCGCUCUUGGACGACAGGCAUUUACCGACAUAAAGCAUGCUGCACACAACAACAACACUUCUCUCUUCUUGGCUGUGACAUCUUUUGUGAGGGCCAUCCAGCUCGGAGGGAAGGGCUACGCUCCAGCUGAGUCUGACCCACUGAGGAAACAUGUCAAAGGCCUGUCGGACUUUGUCCAGUUUCUAGACAACCUGGAAGAAAUACUGGGGGAGAUUCCUGACCCAAGUGUAUGUGGAGCCAGGCUGGUGACUGCCAUCAGGGCAGUGCUGGUGAGGGGACGCAGCAGUGAAGAUCCAGUGUACGCUGCAGCUGAAGAGAUGACAAAGGAGCUGAAGGAGAGGAUCUGCCAGCUACACCAGAUCCAGAAACAGACUGCUAAUGGAAGCAGGACGGGGAUAAGCCCUGCCAGGCCAAAGGCUUAUGCAGUCAAUCAUGCCACUGCGUACGGAGGUCGGGACACUGUGAAGGUGCUGAUGGCUCUUCUGGAUGAAGAAGCUCUGACUCCUCUGUAUCAGAACAAGGCAGACCUGCUGUCUGAGGACCAGUCCGUCCUCACUGGAGCUGAGGGCACCUGCAUCCUCAUGUUGUUCAGAUCCCCUGAAGUGUCUACUGGAUGUUCUCCAGAACCUCUAAGGAACCGAGUCCAGAGCCGGCUAGACCUGCUCAAACCCAAGGCCAAAGAGGUCAUUCGAUCCCAGUUUGCGUGCACAUACAAGGAUGAAGAACUGCCACUCAACCGUGUGCUGGAGUUCCCCAGCACCAGCCAGGUCCCUACCUGUGUGCACCCAGCACCCAAACACAAAACCAUUCCAGCUGUGGAUGAGGAGUGCAGCUCGGUUGUGGAGGAGACAACCACAGCAAAGCCUACCUCUGAAUGUCCAAAUAAGGAGCAGAGUGGUGUGCAGUGGGGGGCUGCUCUCGGUCAAAGGAGUGGAAAUGCCCAAAACAGAGGUGCAGGCCUGAGCAACAGAAAGAAAACUGGCAUUCAGAUGCAGCGCAAGGGCAACAAGAGGAAGCAGGUGGAUUCUGACCAACAUGGAGGAUCAGAGAAUGAGCCUCCACAGAAGAAACAGCCCACUAGUGUCUCAGUCAAAAUGCCUGGCAAGAACGUCUGCAAGGCCUCGAGUAAGAAGAAGCUGAUAGCUGGGCAGGGAAAGCUAACCAGCUUCUUCAGAGUCUAAUGAUCGUUUGUACUGGUUUCAUGAUGGUGCAGUGGAUGGACUUACUGUCAAAUGGCGUUCAUACAAAGUAGCUGAGUGUUGUUUAGUUGUUUUCUCUCACUGGCAAAUCUUGUGUAGUAUGCGAACGUUCCAAUUAAGGCUGCAAUUAAUUUUUAUUUUCAGUCUCAGUUCAUCUGUUGACUAUUUUAAUUAAUUGAUUGAAUGAAUAGUUUUUGUGAAAUACCCGCAUUUUCAUACUUCGAGAGUUCGAUAAGAAGAUCGAUACCACUCUCACAUCUGUACGCUAAAUAUGAAACUAGAGAUAGCAGGCAAUUAGCUUAUUUUAGCAUAAAGCAUAAGGAGACAGCUUGCCUGGAACUGCUAAACAAGAUAUAACAAGUUAUUUAGUACAAUUUAGAGGUGUUGGUACGCUGAUUUUACAACUUUGGACAGAGUCAGGCAAACCAAUUCCAAUUUCUAUGCUAAAAUUAGCUAACUGGCUGAUAGCAGGAGAUUCAUAUUUAGUGUACAGAUCUGUUUUUGUAUUGAUUAAACAAACAAGAUAUAAUGUGUUAGUGAGCUUUAGAGAAUCUGGUAGGGGGAUUUUGUUACCUUUUUAAACAGAGCCAGGAUAACUGUUUCCCCUGAUUUCCUAUCUUUAUGCUAAGCUAAGCUAAUCCCCUGGUGGCUGUAGCUUUGUAUGCAGUCUACACACAUGAGUGGUAUCAUUCAUCUCUUUUAACUCUCAGCAUGUCAGAUAGUGGAUGAAAAGCACAAAAUCUUACAUCAUACAUUUGAGAAGCAGGAACCAGCAAAUGUUUGGCAUUUUUGUUUUAAAAAUAUGUAAACUGUGAAUAAGCAUAUCAAAAUUAUUGCUGAUUAAUUUUCUGUUGAUUAACUUGGCAAUUAUUUGUUUCCACUAGUUUACAUGGCAUUUUUAGCAGUGUAGAAAAUGUGGGUGGCUGCAACAUGCAUAGAUCAAUUUGCUAGCAGAUCAUUGGGAGUCUGGAUUUGGCCAGUACACUUUCUUUCAUCAAGACACACAGCCAAUAAGCCCCACUUUGCACUUAAUCACUGCAUGCAAUGCAUUUAAUCACUAGAUGUAUAGUUAAAUUAUUUAACCUGUAAAAUUCAACAAUGAAAUCAACUCUGUAAAUAUGAUGCAGACUUUUCCUUUUUAAUAAACUUUUAUUUUGUUUCAUA